Lampris incognitus (smalleye Pacific opah) is the source of this 2994-nucleotide messenger RNA. RefSeq names its product gamma-aminobutyric acid (GABA) B receptor, 1a (gene gabbr1a). The record is from RefSeq and is a predicted model, not a curated record. Lineage: Eukaryota; Metazoa; Chordata; Actinopteri; Lampriformes; Lampridae. Bases 1 to 2994 code for a protein of 997 amino acids. Gene Ontology annotation, biological process: gamma-aminobutyric acid signaling pathway; G protein-coupled receptor signaling pathway. Gene Ontology annotation, molecular function: G protein-coupled GABA receptor activity. The transcript is spliced from 23 exons. Gene Ontology annotation, cellular component: G protein-coupled receptor heterodimeric complex; membrane.
AUGUCCUGGCUGCUGGUCCUGCUAGUUCUGCAUGCUCUUCCAGCUCUUGUUGUGCCCAUACCCAGUUUAUCAUCUGGAGGCUGUGCCAUUAUCCGGCCCCCCAGGGAUGGGGGGAUCCGCUACCGAGGCCUGACACAAGAACAGAUCCGUAGUGUGCAGAUCCUGCCAGUGGAUUAUGAGAUUGAGUACAUCUGCAGAGGGAACAGGGUGAUCGUAGGACCCAAAGUCAGGAAGUGUUUGCCCAACGGCACGUGGACAGACAUGUCGCAACACAGCAGAUGUCUAUUGCUGUGCCCGCGGGUUUGGACAUCUUUGGAGAAUGGCCGGGUAGCGGUGAGUCCACCGGGGCCGCCGGUGGAGGGCGUGGUGCUCCAUUACAGCUGCCAUGAUGGCUUCAUCCUGGAGGGCAGAAACAUCAGCCACUGCACCAAGCUGGGCAAGUGGGACUCGCCCAAACCCACCUGCCUCUAUGACAGAAACUAUACAGGAAAGAAGAAGCUCUACAUCGGCGCUCUGUUCCCCAUGAGCGGGGGCUGGCCGGGCGGCCAGGCGUGUCUGCCCUCCGCCCAGAUGGCCUUGGACCUGGUCAACAACCGGACCGACAUCCUACCGGACUACGAACUGGAGCUGAUCCACUACGACAGCAUGUGUGACCCGGGUGAAGCCACGAAGCUGCUGUAUGAUCUCCUCUACACAGAGCCCAUCAAGAUCGUUCUGAUGCCCGGCUGUAGUGGAGUCUCCACCCUGGUGGCAGAGGCGGCUCGCAUGUGGAACCUGAUUGUGUUGUCCUACGGCUCUAGCUCACCAGCUCUGUCCAACAGACAGCGGUUCCCCACGUUCUUCCGGACUCACCCGUCGGCCACGCUCCACAACCCCACCCGGGUGCAGCUGUUCCAGAAGUGGAAGUGGACCCGCAUUGCCACCAUCCAACAGACCACCGAAGUGUUCACCUCGACUCUGGAUGAUCUGGAGCAGAGGGUGAAGGAGGCAGGCAUCGAGAUCAGCGUUCGUCAGAGUUUCCUCACCGACCCUGCUGUUGCUGUCAAGAACCUCAAGCGCCAGGACGCCAGGAUCAUCGUGGGGCUCUUCUAUGAGACGGAGGCCAGGAAAGUCUUUUGUGAGGUGUUCAAGGAGAAGUUGUAUGGGAAGAAGUAUGUGUGGUUUCUGAUUGGCUGGUAUGCCGAUAACUGGUUCAAGAUCAAAGACCCGGCCAUCAACUGUACUGUGGAGAACAUGACUGAGGCUGUGGAGGGACAUGUCACCACCGAGAUCGUCAUGCUCAAUCCAGAGACCGUCCGCGGCGCCUCAAACAUGACGUCUCAGGAGUUCCUGGCGGCAUUGAUGUCUCGGCUGGGGGGGAAGAACCCAGAGGAGACCGGUGGGUUUCAGGAGGCCCCGCUAGCCUAUGAUGCGGUAUGGGCUCUGGCUCUGGCCCUCAACAAGACCGUGGCCCCGCUGAAGGUCAAAGGCCGGCGCCUGGAAGACUUCAACUACAACAACCAUGACAUCACCUCAGAGAUCUACAGGGCACUCAACACCAGCUCCUUCGAAGGGGUGUCGGGCCAUGUGGUGUUCGAUGCCCAGGGCUCCAGGAUGGCAAUGACUCUUAUUGAACAGCUGCAAGGAGGCAGCUAUAAGAAGAUCGGAUACUACGACAGUUCACAGAAAAACCUGUCCUGGUUCGGCAAUGAUGUUUGGAUAGGUGCGGGGCCUCCAGCUGAUCGGACAGUGGUCAUCGAAGAGUUCCGGUUCCUGUCUCAGAAGUUGUUUGCGGCUGUGUCUGUCUUUGCCGGCCUGGGCAUCCUGCUGGGCAUCAUCUGCCUCACCUUCAACAUCUACAAUGGCAACGUCCGCUACAUCCAGAACUCGCAGCCGUACCUGAACAACAUGACGGCGGUGGGCUGCAUGAUGGCCCUGGCUGCAGUCUUCCCACUGGGGAUUGACGGUCACCAUGUCCACAGAUCCCAGUUCCCUGUGGUCUGCCAGUUCCGCCUGUGGCUGCUGGGUCUGGGUUUCAGCCUGGCUUAUGGCAGCAUGUUCACCAAGAUCUGGUGGGUCCACACCCUCUUCACCAAGAAGGAUGAGAAGAAAGACAAGAAGAAGCAUUUGGAACCAUGGAAACUCUAUGCGACUGUUGGAGUGCUGCUGGCCAUCGACUUCCUGUCUCUCAUGAUAUGGCAGAUAGUGGACCCUCUUCACAUCACUGUGGAGAAGUUCACUAAGGAGGCUCCUAAAGCAGAUUUGGACGUCCUGAUUCAGCCACUGCUGGAACACUGCAGCUCUGAGAAGAUGAACACAUGGCUCGGUGUUGUGUAUGGCUACAAGGGUCUGUUGCUGCUGCUGGGCAUAUUUUUGGCCUAUGAGACCAAAUCUGUCUCCACUGAGAAGAUCAACGACCACCGAGCCGUUGGGAUGGCUAUUUACAACGUGGCUGUGUUGUGCAUGAUCACGGCGCCGGUGACUAUGAUCCUGUCCUCGCAGCAGGACGCCUCCUUUGCGUUCGCCUCGCUGGCAGUUGUCUUCUCUGCUUACAUUACUCUGGUGGUGCUCUUCGUGCCCAAGAUGCGCCGGCUGAUCACCCGCGGUGAGUGGCAGUCGGAGCAGCAAGACACGCUGAAGACCGGCUCCUCCACCAACAACAACGAUGAGGAGAAAUCCAGGCAGCUGGAGAGAGAGAACAGAGAGCUGCAGAAGAUCAUCCAGGAGAAAGAAGAGCGGGUGUCGGCACUGCGCAACCAGCUGGCUGAGAGACAAGCACUGCGCAACCGCAGACAGCCUUCAGCAGGGCAGAAUCAGAACCACAACGCCGCCCCUCCACCCUCCUCCCUACCUGAUCCCAAAUCCUUGCUCCCUCCACCCGGCUACCCCAACCCUGCCAUGGACAAUCACUCGCUCCCUGCCUCCUUCUCCAACUCCUCCAACCUCUACCAGGCAGACAGCAAGAUGAGUCGCAACCACUGUCACAACAGCCAGAUCCCCCUGCUGUAUAAAUAG